Eptesicus fuscus (big brown bat) is the source of this 6683-nucleotide messenger RNA. RefSeq names its product DDB1 and CUL4 associated factor 10 (gene DCAF10). The record is from RefSeq and is a predicted model, not a curated record. The transcript has 7 exons. Gene Ontology annotation, cellular component: Cul4-RING E3 ubiquitin ligase complex. NCBI's taxonomy places the organism in Eukaryota, Metazoa, Chordata, Mammalia, Chiroptera, Vespertilionidae. Bases 90 to 1766 code for a protein of 558 amino acids. Gene Ontology annotation, molecular function: protein binding.
GCGCGCGCCGGAAGUGGCGGCGGGAGCGGGAGCGCUGAGCUGUAGGCCGGUGGGGCAGCGGCCCGGAGCCGGGGGCGGGGGCGUUGGUCAUGUUUCCCUGCGGGCCCGGUAGCCCCGGAGGGGACCGUAUGGCCGGAGCCGGGACUGAGGAGCCAGCCCCCCUCGGGGAGCAGGCGGUAGCCGUCGGGCCGCUCCCUGCCCCACUCUUGCCGCCGCCGCCGCCCGGGGCUGACGCAGCCCCUCCCCUGUCGCCCUCCAGGAGCCCUCGCUACGCCGGCAGCCCCUCGCCGCCCCCGGCCGCCGCGCGCGCCGGCGAGCCCUGGCCGGCGGGAGCCCCGAAGUCCUCCGCGGCUCCCGCCCAAGGAAAGCCGUCCCAGCCCUCCCCGCCGCGCCGGCGAGCUGGGCCGGACGGCGGGGUCGGCGCCAGCCUGGGCGGCCCGGGUGCCCGGCUGUUCGGGUGGCUGAGGGAGCGCAGCCUGGGCCGCGGAGUGUUCGUGGACCCGGCGCGGGACAAUUUCCGCACCAUGACGAACCUCUACGGUUCCAUCCAUCCCGCGGACUCGGUGUACCUCAGCACUCGCACCCACGGGGCCGUCUUCAACCUCGAGUACUCGCCCGACGGGUCAGUGCUGACAGUUGCUUGUGAACAGACUGAAGUUCUACUUUUUGACCCUAUAUCAUCAAAGCACAUAAAAACACUUUCUGAAGCCCAUGAAGACUGCGUAAAUAAUAUCAGAUUUCUUGAUAAUCGGCUGUUUGCUACCUGCUCUGAUGACACUACGAUAGCACUAUGGGAUCUGAGAAAAUUGAACAACAAAGUAUGCACUUUACAUGGUCACACUAGCUGGGUGAAGAACAUCGAAUAUGAUACUAAUACAAGACUCUUAGUAACAUCAGGAUUUGAUGGAAAUGUCAUUAUUUGGGACACUAACAGGUGUACAGAAGAUGGGUGUCCACAUAAGAAAUUUUUUCACACACGUUUUCUUAUGCGAAUGAGAUUAACUCCAGAUUGUUCCAAAAUGUUGAUCUCAACAUCCUCUGGAUAUCUCUUGAUUUUGCAUGAUCUUGACUUAACCAAGUCUUUAGAAGUAGGCAGCUAUCCCAUUUUGAGAGCAAGAAGAACUACAUCAAGUUCAGAUCUGACUACUUCAUCAAGUUCAUCUGGUCCUAGAGUUUCUGGUUCACCUUGUCAUCAUAGUGAUUCUAAUUCAUCUUCUGAGAAACACAUGUCACGAGCCUCGCAAAGAGAAGGAGUUUCACCACGAAAUAGUCUUGAAGUCUUAACCCCUAAAGUUCCUGGUGAGAGAGACCGUGGAAACUGCAUCACAUCUUUACAGCUGCACCCAAAAGGCUGGGCCACUCUUCUUCGGUGCUCAAGCAACACUGAUGAUCAGGAGUGGACUUGUGUCUAUGAAUUCCAAGAAGGAGCUCCGGUACGACCUGUCUCACCUCGCUGUUCUCUACGACUGACUCAUUACAUUGAAGAAGCCAAUGUAGGCCGGGGUUAUAUCAAAGAGCUUUGCUUCAGCCCUGAUGGGCGAAUGGUUUCUUCCCCACAUGGCUAUGGGAUUCGAUUGUUGGGAUUUGACAAACAGUGCAGUGAACUUAUUGACUGUUUGCCCAAAGAAGCCAGUCCCCUGCGGGUGAUCCGUUCUCUGUACUCUCAUAAUGAUGUUGUACUGACGACAAAGUUCUCCCCAACACAUUGUCAGAUUGCCUCAGGGUGCCUUAGUGGACGGGUUUCUUUGUAUCAGCCAAAGUUUUAGGCACAACUUACAACAAAAUAAGCAACUCUUCUGGUGUUUGACAUAUAAAUUGCUUCAAUUUAGGUGAAGUAUUUUCUUUUUAGAAGAUCUUAAAAGUUUUGGUCAAGACCUGAUUCUUAUGGGUCCAUGAACACACCUGUGACCUGAGGACUUGGUCGUCCAGCAUCAUAGGGGCAUUGCCAAGUUAGACUCUAUGCAGCAGCAUCUUUUGCAGCAUUCCUCAGCUCCUGCUGAUCUGUGCCACUGAACCCCAGGUAUUCUGGUUAUUUUGCAUGUUAGCUCUUGUUGAGUUUCUUUUUUCUUUUUUGAUUUUGGUGUGAAUUUUGUGGACAUUUGGCAGGAGUUUUGGUUGGGUUAGAAGAAAUCUGUGACACUAGAAUAAAACCCAAACAUUUCAUGUUGGCAUACUGAUUGUUGAAAAAGAAAUUUUAUCUUCCCUUACCAGUAUACUUGGCCUUUUAAAGUUGCUGUUAUGUUUCUCAAUAAUGAGCACAGAUAAUGGCAUUAUUCUCAUAACUGUUGGAUAGUCUUUCAACAAAAUGUCUUUUAACCUUUUGCACUCGGAUGUCAAGUGUGACUCGACACGGUUAGCAUUAGAAUAAAGGAAUCGAGAAAAAAGCAAGCGAGUGCAAAGGGUUAAGCUUCCUGUUAAAAUUAUACAUAUUUUUCACCAUGAGAGGGUUUUGUUGUGACAUUCUAGAAAAAAUAUUAUCACCUCUCUUUGUAAUUUACUUUACUUGUAUGAAUUUUAAAAUCUCUAGCAUGUGUCCUUACUUGGUAUUUUGUUCCUGUCAGCAGCAUUAGGGAAGAAGAGGGGAGAAGGAAUGGGAUUUGGUUGUUUCUGUUGUUUAGAAGAGUAUUUAUUUAUUGGAUUAGUACACUACCUGACCACAGAGUGAUGAGAACAAUGUGGCUCAGAUAUUCUGUUUUCUCUGCCAGGUUAUUUGAAUCACACAGGAUGACAUGUUAUAGUAUUGGGGUGGAGGGGGAAUCGAGAGUAAAGAGAUGGGUUUUACUCAUAUUUCUUUCAUGAGCCAGAUGGCACACGGUCAACUCUUUGCAUUAGUGAGAGGAGAACUGCAGUCCUCUUCAAGCUGUUGGCAUAAAUGUGGUAGUCAGUGGCUUGGAUGUCAAGACCGAGCUGAUAUGAAGACCUUUCGUUGUGUUUUGUUAUGGAGCACAGCAAGUAAAAAGCAUAGAGCAGGGCUUAAGCCAAGGCUGACUGCUCUGCUGAAGUUAGGGGCUUUCCUCUAGUCUCCUCCACUGGGAAUGGUUUGGUGUUCAGAAGGGUUUGCCAGAGGCUAGAGUAAUUUAAGUCACAUGCUGGCUUCUUCCCUCUGGAUCACAUUCUCUUAGGCCAGUUGCUCUCAAACAUUGGGGUACAUUAUAAUAACUGAGGAGCUUGUGAAAAAUACAGAAAAUGCCCUUACCUUAGGAGAUUCUGAUUCUGCCAGGGAGAAGACAGGAAUCUGUAUUUUAACAGGAACACCAAGUAACCUUUAUUCAGAUGGCCCUGUUUAUAAAACACUACCUUCAACAUCAGUAAAUACUUUUGUACCUAUCAGGUGCUUAACACAACUCCCAGAAGGUGUUUUGAUUAUUUUUUAAUAAUAAGUAAAUGAAAGCAAUUUUAGAGGUAGAAAAUAACAUAAAAUGGAAUCCAUUUCAUUUUUUAAGGAAUGAGAGAAGUGACUUGCUUGAAGGUUAUCCUAAAAAAUUAGUGGCAGAGCCAGGACUCAAAUUCAAGUCUCCUAAUUCCUUGCUCAGGGCAAUUUCUACUGUAUUAUGCUGUCUGUUAAAACAAUGACUAUGAACACUUUAUUUUGUCUUUAAUUUGUAUUAUUGUGAAUACCCUUAAACUGGCUAAGACAUUGAAAAAAGGAAGGCAUGGGAGUAGAUGCUGAGAAUUCCAGCCAUAUGAAGAAAAGCAUUUUACAUCUUAUAAAAAUGUUUAAGCAACCCAAAUACAUGAAUAAAAAUGACUUUUUUGGGGGGGGAGGGGGGACUAGGACCUACCAGACAACCAUUCACACAUGUAUAAAGGUUAUACCUCACUUGGAACAAUGUUGGCCCUAGGACAAAUUUUUAAAAUUAGAUCAAUUUACCAUGGAUGUUUAAAAUUUGGAAAUUUUUUAGUCAUCAAAAAAAAUUAUGACAAAGUACAGUGGAAACACAGGUUUAACAUAAACUUAAAAAAACACAUUUAAAAGGAAGUUUUUGAGGCAAAAACACUUAAAUGUUAACAUUAAAAAUAAGCUACUAAGUAUAACGAUUGUAUUGAUAAUCAAAAGAAGGUUCCAUAAAUUGCAUCCCCUUUGGAGAGAGUUCCAUGUCAGAUAUUGGGCACACAUAUUGCCCAGCUCUAAACUUAAGUCAUGAUUGUUUAACCACCAUAGAGCAUCUAUCCCAUGUCAAAUAAUGGACAUACUUUACUACUGAUCCUCACAGAAACCUUACAAGGUAGGUGGAUGAGUACCAAUUUACUUGGAGGAAAUGGAGGGUCAGAAAAUUUAAGUGAUUUGCCUUAAGUCGCAGAGCUAGGUGGCAUCACUGGGAUUCAAACCCUGGUCUGUUUUAGUCCAAAGCCUGUGCUUAUUACCCUACCAUUGUGCCCUUUGGUUUGUAAAGGAUGGUAAACUGGCCAGUUAAUUUACUUGUUUUGCAUCCUCUGAAGUUCUUUAUUACAGAGCUGGCUUACCUUCUGCACCAUGUAAAAGAACAUUUAUAAGAUUAACAGUUUCCAUUAGAAUUAAUACUAUAAACUGCAGAGCAUACAUACAGUCCAUUCCUAACUAAAAAACAUCAAGCAGGACAUGUAACUAUAAAAUAAAGAAAAAUAGAGGAUAGCCUUGUAAAAAAAAAAAAAAAAAAAAAAGAGCUGCACAGAUUAAAUGGGCUGUUAAUGUAAAAAUUAACAGCCAGCUAAGAAAACCUUCAUUCUCUAUGAGGUAUGGUCAUGAUCAAAAAGUCAUCAGGUAUAUUAAGGAAUUAAAAGUCAUCAGGAAUAGUAUACUAUUAGAGGAAAUUACAUCUUAUAAUUAAAAGGUCCCGUUUCACUUAGUGUAAAAUCUAAUGUGUUUUUUACUCUAAAUUUUAUUUAGUCAUUUUUAUUCAUGAUAGUUGGUAAAUGUAUUAUAAUUGGUAACAUAGUAUAAUUAUUGGGAAGUGUAGUAUAAACUAUACUUUGGUUUUAAAAAGCUUUCUGCAGAACAGUAUCUUUAUGGCAAUGCUAUGUUGAAUGAGUUUAGGACCAUCAAAUGCCUAGUAGUUCCUUAUUUUCAAUUGUGAAAAUGAAGUGGCUAAAGCAGAUGAGAUCUCUAUUUUAAUCUUUUGAAAAUGUGUGUGAUCUUUUUUCUCAGAAUCCCAAAGAACAUGUAUAUUUUGUCAUUUCUGCUUGUUACAUCCUGAGAAGAAGCUAUACCAAAAAUUUUAGAAAAACAAGGAAAAGGUAGAUCACACGUUCCCCAUUUCUGUCUAGAACCAAAAUCCCAUUAUACUAUCAGUAUUAAAGUUUUGUUUGCUAGAAAGUGCAGUGUAGGAAAAAUAUUCUGAGAAUCUUUUAGAAGCCUAAUAUUUCCCACUUAGUCAGAAUAUAUGGUAUUGGCAUUCAUAAAUACCUGUUAAGCUUGUGUUUAGCAAGAGAAAUAUUCUGAUAACUUACUAAUGACAAUCAUCCCCAUUUAGCAACCAGCAGUGACAGAGAGCUAUGAAGUUUCAUUAAGUAAUAAACUGUGUUGGUCAUAAAGCAUAUAUAUGAAUUGUUGGAUAACUAAUGCAUAUCUCUUAAGUGCCAAAAUUUAAAACUUGUAGUUCUUUUUGAUGUCUUUCAAAUAUGUUAGUAUACCUCCCUGCCUUCUUAAACAGCAUGCUCAGUAUAAUUCACUUUUUCAUGAUGAAAAGUAAAAGUUAUAUUCAUGUAUCAUUACAAAUAUUCAAUGAGCUCUGAUGUAUAUAAAAUAAUUCAUAAAAUGUAAAGGGCUAUAACAAAUAUGAGUUAAUAUCAAUUAUUAUAAAGUGAUUCCCGCAGCCCUGAGGUAUAUGUAAUCGUUUGCCUCAGAUUGCUGGUGUUUUGUUUUUAAUUUAAAAAUGUUUUAUAUCUGGCUAAGCAGUUUAUUCUGUCUCCUUCCACACUAUCAAUAUGUCUGCCUCUAAGAGAGUCCCUACUUCCUUCUAAUGUGCUGUGUUCAUGUUAUGAGCUGGGACAUGAGAUAACCAAGCCUGCUUAGUGUCUGAAGAUGUGGACAAGCUCUGGGUGCACAGUCUUUGAGAUGGCUCUUUUGGUUGUUUACCACCUUUCUGACAGGUUCACAUAACCUUCUGGAUAAUAUAAGUUUCCAGUAAAGGCCUAGCCUAGUGUUUGGUUUUGUUUUUAGUUGCCACUAAGUAUAAUACUUCAAGCGAAGGGUGUUGCUAGAUUAAGGAACAAACAGCAAUGUACCAAAGAAUAGCAAAGCAACAACAAAGGCUCUGUAUUUGCACAGGGGUCUUGCAUGCUUCUAAGAAAAAAGAAUAAUACUGGGGGGGAAACAAUGAAAAUCAAAUCCAGAUAGACUUAAGAGUAUUUUUUAUGCCAUUAAAUAACUAUUAAAAUAUAUCCUUAAAUUAUCACAUGUUGUUACAAAGACACAGUUUAGUCUCAUUGCAGAAUAAGAUUGUACCAAAAUUUAUACCCUAAAGAUGAUUCCUAAGAAUUUCUCCCAUUCAAAUGAUAAUAGAAAUGAUUAUCAAAAGGAAAGUCUCAAAUGUACCAGUAUUCUGCUCUUUAGUUAUAAAUGAAUUAGUGGUAGUAAUAUGGGUUUUAUCAAAAGUUCCAAGGAACACAUCUCACAUACACACAGAUCCUAUAUGUAUGUGUAAUAAAUGUCACUAUAAAUAAAAAUGUCACCCGAAGGUAAUAAAAUAAUUUUUAAAUUUAAA